Molecule: messenger RNA, 907 nt
Organism: Aphanomyces astaci
Lineage: Eukaryota; Oomycota; Saprolegniomycetes; Saprolegniales; Verrucalvaceae
Exons: 1
Coding region: 110-721 (203 amino acids)
Source: RefSeq, a predicted model, not a curated record
CACGUCGCUGUUGAAGCAAAAGUACAUGAAAUCGAACGCAUGAUUCAUUUGACGGUACACGGGGGGUGCCGUGAUAUGCAGAAGCCGCAGCUUCCACGUUGAGAGUGUCAUGGCGUCUGUCCAGCGCACGGUCUUCUGGCUCGCCGCGUACGCGCCAAUGGCCAACGCGACGCACGCCGCGCGAAUGUACAACCCGACCACAGGACCGUAUCGCCUUAGGAACACCAUAGCUAACACAUGCACGGACUUGCCAAAGUUGGCGUGGCUGCUGUGGACAGUUAGUUGCUUCGUCGUGUCGUCAUACGAAUACUCGAUCGCACACGUGUCCAUGCCGAGCUCGGUGCCGGGGUGGCACCCCGAGCAGAACGCUUUGCUGAAGAACCGGUACAUGGUCACAUUCAGCUGGAAGUGCUGGGGGGAAUACGAGGGUGGAGGGAUGGGGAUAGCCGUGGUGAGUCGCAUGUCCACACUCACGCGAGCGGGGGUGUACCCCAUAGCUUUGAGAACGGAUGAAUUGGAUCCAGGGGGGGCGAAGGGGGCUGUCGCCGUGUGUCCAAACACAUGGGUAAACGUAUCGCCUCUUAUGAACGACACGUUGUCUUGCAAGUUGCCAAGACGAAUCGAUUCCAUGGAAGGGGGCACGGGGUACGAGUCGACGAGUUGGCUGCAAAUGUCGUUGACGGAAUUCGUGACCACGUACGACGACAUGGUCAGGGCGUAGUACUCGGUGCCUGAAGCGUGCACUUGGUCGAGCGUGGAUUGCACCAUGAACUGCCCGACCAUGGACACGGAGGACGCGGACGCGAGCUCUGGAAACGAGAAGUCGCGCUCGAGGUCGGCAAUGGUGAACGUCGUCAGCAGCGGCGUGAAAAGAUGUCUGGCAUUGCCGACAAAGUCGUUGAGCUCC